AUGCCAAAAGUCAUGAUCACGGACAACGGAGUCCAGUCUACGAUCAGGGCAUUUAAGAGAAAGGGUCAACAGGACCGUGAAAACAAUGAUCGCGCAGUUCACAGAGGCCGAUCAGAGGACAUGGGACGAGAACUGGCCGGAGCUGCAGCUGGCAGUAAUCACGAGUGUGGCGGAGACCACCGGAUACUCGCCGUCAUUUAUCACGCAGGGAAGGGAACCAAGGCUGCCGAACACAUUGUUCGACAGACGGCCGGAACGGGCAGGUGUACACAGACGCCGGCAGAAAACGCGGAAAAAUUGAAGGAGAUCUUCGAACUGUUGCGGAGGAAUAUGGAAACGGCAGCGCAGGAUCAGGCGCGCCACGCUGCGACGGCAUCCACCGACGCCGUUGCCACAGCAUCGGGACCAGCCGAAGCCACCGCCGUUGCCGCAGCCACAGACGCCGGUGCCGCAGCCACAGCCGCCGACGCCGCCGCCGACGCAGCCACAUCCCCCACCACGCACGCCGACACCGCCGCCAGCACCACCGACGCCGCCGCCACCGCGCACACCGACACCGCCACCCCAGGAUGA
Molecule: messenger RNA, 573 nt
Organism: Drosophila teissieri
Lineage: Eukaryota; Metazoa; Arthropoda; Insecta; Diptera; Drosophilidae
Exons: 2
Coding region: 1-573 (190 amino acids)
Source: RefSeq, a predicted model, not a curated record